CUUAAUUUCUUCUGCUACAAUUUACCAACGUGCUCUAUCAUAAAACCCACCAAUAAACUUCUUUAACUUCUGGAAUAGCCUUUAUUCAUCAUCAUCAUCAAUCUCUCUCAUUGUUCUUCUUAGUUGUUUCCAAUGGCUACGACCAUGUCUGAAGCUUCUUCACCGGGUACAUUAGAAAGCAGCAGCGACGAGACUGAGAGUUCUUCUGCAAGCACUCCUAAUAUUCAGAUGGUUUCGAAAACGGUAUCCGAUAGGCUGCUGGGCAAAUUCUUCGACGCCUUACAGUAUGAUUUUGAUUAUGAGCAGAGCGGACUGUGGUCUCCUCCAAUACCUUGGAAAGUUUACUUGGAUUCGCCGGGAAACAUAUGCUCAGAAGAUCAAAUGUUCUCCAAACUUACGAAAGCAAAGAAGGCUUGCAGAUGGCGAAUUUUCUGUUUUAAUGUCUUUUGGUGUUCUUGAAGCUUUAUUUCAUGGCUUAUGGAUCGCCAUUCUCCAUAAUUAACUUCAGCAAAGCCUAGUUUCGUCCACUCAUAAACUUGACGCUCCACGUUCCAUGCAUCUAAAGCAAGCAAAUCUUAGAUUUUAUGCUCAACUCGGUCAAAAAGGUCCAGUCAAAAAAGAAAUCCUAAGUUUGUCUGGCGAUUUGGCCUUGAACAACUAAAAAAAUUGCAUGUACUCAUCUACUACUGCAUGUACUAGUACAACAUUUUUGUAAUACACGAGAACUUUUCAUCUCUUGUUUUUC
Molecule: messenger RNA, 745 nt
Organism: Mangifera indica (mango)
Lineage: Eukaryota; Viridiplantae; Streptophyta; Magnoliopsida; Sapindales; Anacardiaceae
Exons: 2
Coding region: 133-459 (108 amino acids)
Source: RefSeq, a predicted model, not a curated record